Messenger RNA from Hansenula anomala, 468 nucleotides. RefSeq lists its product as uncharacterized. The record is from RefSeq and is a predicted model, not a curated record. NCBI's taxonomy places the organism in Eukaryota, Fungi, Ascomycota, Saccharomycetes, Phaffomycetales, Wickerhamomycetaceae. The transcript has a single exon. The coding region runs from base 1 to 468 and encodes 155 amino acids.
AUGCAAUUCAAAAACUUAUUGUUAUCAGUCACUGCUCUUGCUUCAAUCGUUGCUGCUGCUCCAAUUGCUGCUGCUGAAGGAUCAGACAGUGCUAACUCACCAGUUGGUUUUGUCGCUACUUCUGGUAGCGAUCCAACAUUCUAUUUGCAAUUCAAAGAAGGUACAAUCUCGGGUCCUGCAAAAGUUGAUGUUGAAGGUGAAGUCUAUUCAACUGUCAAUAAUAAAUUGACUAUCAAGAAUUUUUCAGCUAGUAAAGUUUCAGGUGAUGAAAUUUCAAAGACUCAUAGCACUACUGCAUUUUCAGGUAAAUGGCACGUUGACAAUAAUGAUGAUACUUUUUCAUUCUUAGUUUCAACUGCAAACAGUGGCUCCAGUACUUCAGGUUCAAAAACUGUUUUCAAAGGCUCUUAUACUUUGGAUUCAGAUGGUGAACAACACAACUUUACCGUUCCUGUUAAUGCCAACUAA